This is a messenger RNA of Tachysurus vachellii, 2822 nucleotides long. RefSeq names its product spliceosome associated factor 1, recruiter of U4/U6.U5 tri-snRNP (gene sart1). Gene Ontology annotation, cellular component: U4/U6 x U5 tri-snRNP complex. Lineage: Eukaryota; Metazoa; Chordata; Actinopteri; Siluriformes; Bagridae. The coding region runs from base 297 to 2636 and encodes 779 amino acids. Gene Ontology annotation, biological process: maturation of 5S rRNA; mRNA cis splicing, via spliceosome. The record is from RefSeq and is a predicted model, not a curated record. The transcript is spliced from 20 exons.
AAGGUCAACGUUAGCCUACGACGAACGACUGGUGAACGAUGUUUAUUCUUGUGUAACUAAAUUAGUUUGCUGAAAAUGUUUCGUGCUUGUUAGUUAAGUAUGAAAUUGGUGCGUUAAGUGUAACGUAUGUUAGUUUUAAAGUCUUAUUUGAUUCAUGAAUAAAGAUUUUAAGUAGUUUAGCGAUUCGUUAGUUAAGCCAGUUAGCUUUAGCCAGUUAGCUUUAGCCAGUUAGCAUUAGCCUUAGCCUUAUCUAGUACACAAACGUCGCCAGAUAGAAAUUCGUCCUAUAGUUAGUUAUGGGUUCGUCUAAAAAACACAAAGAAAAGGAUAAAGACCGGGACCCGGAGGAGCGCCACAGGGAACACAAAAAACACCGACACAAGGACCGGGAAAGGGAUAAAGAUAAAGAGCGUGAGAAAGAUAAAGAGAAAAGGAAGAGAUCCCGCUCCCGGGACAGGAGCAGUCGGGCUGCCGAGAAAGAGAGCAGGAGCAAAGGGGAGAAGAGCAGCGCAGAGCCGCGGGUGAAGAAAGAGAAACUAGAGCCCAGCAAUGAAGAGACCGAAGAUGCAGGACCGAAAUCAGCAGCGGGUGACGCUUCACUCAGCAUCGAAGAGACCAAUAAGCUGAGAGCUAAACUGGGUCUGAAGCCCCUCGAGCUGAACGAGGCCAAAAAAGAACUUGGUACCAAGGAGGAUCCAAAGGUGGCUGAGGUGAUCAACCCCGUACAUAUCAAACAACAGACAGAGAUCAGAGAGAAGCUAGCUGCGCUUAAAGAGAAACGUCUGCUCAAUCAGAAACUUGGCAAAGUAAAGACGCUCGCCGAUGACGAUCCUUGGCUUGACGACGCUUCAGCAUGGGUAGAGAAGAGUCGCAAACUUGCGAAGGAGAAGGAGAUGGCAGAGAAGAGGGCCAAGCUACUGGAAGAGAUGGAUGAAGAGUUUGGUGUCAGCAACCUGGUUGAAGAAGUGUUUGCACAAAGAAAAAUGGAGGCAUACAGUUCAAAGGACCUUAAGGGUCUUGCUGUAGAGCACCAAAUCGAAUCCUUUAAGGAGGGAGAGACGGUUAUUUUGACUCUAAAAGACAAAGGUGUUCUGGAGGAGAAGGAGGACAUGCUGGUGAACGUUAACAUAGUGGACCGAGAGAAAGCAGAGAAGAACGUAGAGCUUAAGAAGAAGAAGCCUGAAUACAAACCUUACAACGAGGAAGAGAGCGUGGACGACAUGGUCACGUUCAAGCCAAAGUCUAUCCUGUCGAAGUACGACGAAGAGUUAGAGGGUGAGAAGAAGAAGAGCUUCCGUCUGAGCACAGGAGGCUUUGCUACAGGGGACAGAGAGCGCGAGCUGCAGGCCAUCAGAGAGACGCUGCGGAAUCAGGCCCAGUCUCUGGACAUGCCUGCUCUCACCUUGGCCUCGGAGUACUACACCCCACAGGAGAUAGUGGGUUUUAAGAAAACCAAACGGCGUGUAAAGAAAAUCAGGAAGAAGGAGAAACCUGUCAAGACUGACGACCUCCUUAUAGACGACACUCGUAGUACAGAUUUCGGCUCCAGGUCACGAGGUCGAGGCAGAAAGCAGGUAGAAUGCGAAGAGAUGGAAGAAUGUUCAAAAGAAGGCAGCAGCAGUAAAGUAGACCUACUGCAGCAGUCUGACGACAUCCGGACAGCUGACAUGGAUAUCAGCGAUGAAGAUGAUUUUGUCCCUCCGGAGCCUGAGACCUUUGAGGAGGAUGAGGCAGAGUUGGAGCUACAAAAACAACUAGAGAAACAGAGGAAGCUUAAACAGAAGCAGCUGCUGAAAGACUCUGGCCAAAAGGUUAUGGAACAACUGCAAGUGAUGGAGAAUGUUGGAGAAGACGGCGCCGAUGACGUAGACAAGAAAAACAACAUCGUCUUUAACGCCACGUCCGAGUUCUGCCGCACGCUGGGAGACAUUCCUACCUACGGCCUGUCAGGGAACCGAGAGGACCAGGAGGACCUCAUGGACUUCGAGCAGGAGGAAGAGCGAGAUGGAGCUGGAGGCUCCGAUUCAGACAUGGACGAUAAAGUGGGCUGGAGCACCGUCAACCUGGACGAGGAGCAGAAGCAAACGGACUUUGCUACUGCAUCGACCACCAUUCUGGAUGAAGAGCCCAUCGUUAACUCUGGCCUCGCGGCUGCUUUGCUGCUCUGCAAGAACAAAGGGCUGCUGGAAACACAAAUGCAGAAGGUGGCUCGUGUGCGUGCUCCUAAAGGAGCUCUGCCAAAUGAUAACUACUGCAUCGAAGAUAAGAUGGCCAUUGAUGACAAAUACAGCAGGAGAGAGGAAUACAGAGGCUUCACUCAGGAAUUCAAAGAGAAAGAGAGCUAUAAGCCUGAUGUUAAGAUCGAAUACGUGGAUGAGUCUGGGCGAAAGCUUACCCCUAAGGAGGCAUUCAGACAGCUAUCCCAUCGUUUCCAUGGCAAAGGAUCUGGAAAGAUGAAGACUGAGAAAAGAAUGAAAAAACUGGAGGAGGAGGCGUUGCUGAAAAAGAUGAGCAGCAGCGACACGCCGCUUGGUACCGUAGCUCUGCUGCAGGAGAAACAGAAGUCCCAGAAAACUCCUUACAUAGUCCUCAGUGGUAGUGGGAAGAGCAUGAAUGUGAAUACCAUCACCAAGUAAAAGCAAGUAUGAUCAACAUAUUCUUGUACAGUGGAUCAUAAUCCCUUCAGCAAAUCAAAUCAAGUAGUCAUGACGUGUGUGUGUGUGUGUGUGUGUAUACACAGACAUUGUUCUAUGUUUAAAUUUCGUGUUUUAAAAAUGUCUCCAUGUCUAAUUUUUUUCCUAUUAAAAGCUGUUUGCUUUAAA